CGAUGGCAGCUGCUCUGGGAAGGAGGCGGCGGGGAGGUGGCCUCCCUCCCUUCAACGGCCCACCGUGGCUUUUGUUUCCCCAGUGACCCGUCACAACCACUUGAAAGACUUCAUGCUGGUGGUGUCCAUCGUGAUCGGUGUGGGGGGCUGCUGGUUCGCCUACAUCCAGAACCGCUUCAAGGAGCACAUGAAGAAGAUGAUGAAGGACCUUGAAGGGCUCCACCGCGCAGAGCAGAGUCUGCACGACCUCCAGGAAAGGCUGCAGAAGGCCCAGGAGGAGCACCGGACGGUGGAGGUGGAGAAGGUCUCCCUGGAGAAGCGGCUGCAGGACGAGAUCAGCCUGGCCAAGCAGGAGGCCCACCGGCUGCGGGAGCUGCGCGAGGGCACCGAGAACGAGCUCAGCAGGCAGAAGUACGCUGAGCAGGAGCUGGAGCAGGUGCGCAUGGCGCUGAAGAACGCCGAGAAAGAGUUGGAGUCGCACAGCAGCUGGGCAGCCCCCGAGGCCCUGCAGAAGUGGCUGCAGCUGACCCACGAGGUGGAGGUCCAGUACUACAAUGUCAAGAAGCAGAAUGCCGAGAAGCAGCUGCUUCUGGCCAAGGAGGGGGCAGAAAAAAUUAAGAAGAAGAGGAAUACCCUGUUUGGAACAUUCCAUGUGGCUCACAGCUCCUCCCUGGACGACGUGGAUCAUAAAAUCUUGACUGCCAAGCAAGCGCUGAGCGAGGUGACGGCGGCCCUGCGGGAGCGGCUCCACCGCUGGCAGCAGAUCGAGCUGCUGUGCGGCUUCCAGAUCGUCAACAACCCGGGGAUCCACGCUCUGGUGGCCGCCCUCAACAUCGACCCCAGCUGGAUGGGCGUGCCCCCCCGGCCCAACCCCUCCCACUUCAUCAUGACCGACGACGUGGACGACCUGGACGAAGAGAUCGUCUCGCCUGUUUCGGCACAGUCCCCCGUCCUGCCGAGCAGCAUCCGCCAGCGCCUCGUGGACCCCCAGCACGCCCUGGGAUCUCAGAGGUUGGUAGAGAAUCAGCAGUUCCCCAGCCAGGCCGAACCGGGGCAGCUGGCCCACUUCCUGCCCAGCAGGCUCACUCUGCGUCGGAUGCCCAGCCUGAGCAGCGGCGGCCAGGCCUUCAGCUCGGAGGCCCCAGGCACCGGCCCGCCCUUCAGCGUCACCGCUGCCUCCUCCUGCUCCGCCACGGCCGCCCACCCGCCUUCCGGCUGCCACCCCCUCCCCAUCUACUACCACCACACCACCUCCUCCUACAUCCUCCAGAUGGACGCGCUGCCCAACCUGCCCCCACCCGACGUCACCUCUGGGACGCGCUGUGGCGCUGACGGCUUUGGAGACUUGUCGCGCUCCGACUCGGACUCCUCCCUCCCUCACCUGAGCGACUACCAGCGGGUCUCCAGCUCCGCCCCCAAGCUGCUCCCCAGCAGGCCCGCCCUGCUGCACAAGGCUUCCGAGGAGGGGGUCGGGGCCCCCAACGGCGGGCACAGCCGGCACCCCGAGGCCUCCUCCCCCUCCUCCCCGCAGGACCAGCUGCCCGAGAGCCCCAUCGUGAUGAAGAAGGUGUUGCUGCUGAACCACGGCUUGGAGAAGUCGUCCAGCCUGGGGGAGAUCAGCCAGUCGGCCGCCGGGGCCCGGCCCAGCCCCUCCGACUCCUCCCGCUCCCACAGCCCCAGCUCCACGGAGCCCGACACCCCCUCCCCGGUCUCCGACUCCCGGCCGGCGAACAGCCUCGGCAAGAGCAGCACCCGCAUCCCCCAGCUGGCCUCCAAGAAGACGGCCGGGGAGGAAGACAGCGGCUCCACGGGGGAGGAGACUGACUCGGGCCCCGGCAAGAAGAAGUUCCCCCUCAAGAUUUUCAAGAAGCCAAAGAAGUAGACGGGAUGCCGGAAGGAGGAGGGGAGAACCCCUCUGGGACAA
Molecule: messenger RNA, 1924 nt
Organism: Heteronotia binoei (common prickly gecko)
Lineage: Eukaryota; Metazoa; Chordata; Lepidosauria; Squamata; Gekkonidae
Product: stromal interaction molecule 1-like
Biological process (GO): intracellular calcium ion homeostasis; activation of store-operated calcium channel activity; store-operated calcium entry
Cellular component (GO): plasma membrane; endoplasmic reticulum
Molecular function (GO): calcium channel regulator activity; calcium ion binding
Source: RefSeq, a predicted model, not a curated record